AUGGAAGCUCUUGGCGUCCUUAUAACCUACCCCAUGGAUUCAUACCUCGAGAAAGAGCUGGACAAGCGAUUCAAGCUCUUCAGGCUCUGGCAAUCUACCUCCCCCAACAGUAUUGAUUUCCUCAAGAAAAACUCCCAAUCGAUCCAUGCCAUUGUCGGAAACUCAAACAUUGCCGCCGACGCCGAUAUCAUCGACGCUCUCCCCAACCUCGAGAUCGUCUCCUGCUGCAGCGUCGGAUUGGACAAGGUCGAUUUGGUGAAGUGUAGGGAGAAAGGGAUUAGGGUCACGAACACGCCCGAUGUGCUGACCGACGAUGUCGCGGACAUCGCGAUAGGGUUGAUCUUGGCGACGUUGAGGAAGAUCUGCGCGUCUGAUCGGUUUGUUAGGGAGGGGAAGUGGAAGGACAAGGGGAAUUUCGAGUUGACUACAAAGGUUCUUAAUGGGUCCCAUCAGAUCGAUGCUCUGAUCACUAAACAUGAUCUCUGA
Molecule: messenger RNA, 486 nt
Organism: Magnolia sinica
Lineage: Eukaryota; Viridiplantae; Streptophyta; Magnoliopsida; Magnoliales; Magnoliaceae
Product: hydroxyphenylpyruvate reductase-like
Exons: 2
Coding region: 1-486 (161 amino acids)
Cellular component (GO): cytosol
Molecular function (GO): glyoxylate reductase (NADPH) activity; hydroxypyruvate reductase [NAD(P)H] activity; NAD binding
Source: RefSeq, a predicted model, not a curated record